This is a messenger RNA of Telopea speciosissima, 384 nucleotides long. RefSeq lists its product as uncharacterized. The record is from RefSeq and is a predicted model, not a curated record. The transcript has a single exon. Bases 1 to 384 code for a protein of 127 amino acids. Lineage: Eukaryota; Viridiplantae; Streptophyta; Magnoliopsida; Proteales; Proteaceae.
AUGCGUUUCCAAAGUAGCAUGAAGCAUAAGAAGACAACGGUGAACCUCCUCAGCGUGAAACAGAGGUCGAACGAGUCGAUCCGAUCGUACGUCUCCCUGUUCAAUAAAGAAUCCCUGGAUGUUAGAGACCUGGAUGGGGCCACAGCUCACACCGCAAUGAGCAAUGGACUUACACAUGAAGCCCUGAUCAAGGACUUGGCUCGAAAGCCGACCAAAAGUAUGAUCGAGCUCCUCAACAGGUGUAACGAGUUUGCGAACAUGGAAGACGUUAUCCAAGCACGCAAGGGAAAUGAAAACAAGGGAGAGAAUAAAAGGUCAGCGACCGAUGACCGAAGGGAUCAAAAGCGGACCAAGACUGAUCCCAGAGCUGAGAGCUCAGACUGA